UACCGAGGGCUGUUUUGCGAUGCUGGUGAUAAAGCCACGCCAGGCACAGAAAGAAACUAUCACACCGGAUAUUAUGAUGAGAUGCUACCGCGAUAUACUGAGAAAGUGCUUCUCUCAAAUCAAAGCUUGGGCGCCCAUGCAGUUUUUAUUUUGUUUUUUAUCCGGUUUUUCGGUCUUGUGCAUAUCCUUUCUCCGAUAAUGCUCUCCAUUAGAAUCACUUUCUCAGAGGAUUCGUUCGGGAUGCUUUUGUUUUCUAGAUAUCUUCCACACAUCCUGCGAUCUGUGUUGUGAAUGUCACGGGUGUGAUCAAAAAUAUAUACAGAGGAACGGAAGUUCAUCGCCAUUCUAUUGAAGAAAUCCGACUCCACUCUCAAAAGCAAAAAGCAGAAUUUUUACUGUUUAAAAAUGUGUGGAAUAUUUAGGAAUCUGGAUGUUGCAUAAAAUAAUAUCGGAUGGUAAUUAAUGACAAUGGAAUUAAGUGGUUAUUGAGAAAUUUACAUUCGAAUGAAAUGAAUUUAUUUUAGAAAGUGGAACUUACAGAAUGAUUCUUAUUUGUUUAUUCAGUAAGUUUGCCAAUGGAUUAUAGUAUUACAGAGCUGAAAAAGGUUCAGCUACCAAUGAAUCUUACGGAUUAUCCUCAGAUUUUACCAGAGAGGCCAUCAACAGCGACAUGCGUGCUGGCUACAUUUUGCUGCAUUUUAUUCAUCUUUCUUGGUUGUGUCGGGAACCUGAUGACCAUAAUUGCUUUGACGAAAUGUCGCAAGCUUCAUAAUGCUACCACUGCUUUUGUUGUCAGCCUCGCUGUUGCUGAUUUUCUGUUUUGUGCUGUAUGUCUUCCUCUGACGGCAACACGCUACAUAUAUAAAGAAUGGAUUCUCGGUGACGAACUUUGCACCCUGUUUCCCUUCUUUUUUUAUGGAAAUGUUGCAGCCUCUCUCAUGUCAAUGACAGCUAUUACUUUUAACAGGUUUGUGCUCAUCAACUGUUAUUCUGUGUAUAACAAAAUCUACAGCCGACUGAAUGUUGCUUGCAUGAUAGUUUUCUGUUGGGCCUUCAGUUACUUGAUUCUUCUGCCAACCCUAACUGGACAGUGGGGGAGAUUUGGCUACAACUCGGCUUCUUUUUCUUGUACCAUACUGAAGAAUGAAGACGGAAGAUCGCCAAGGAAGUUUUUGUUUUCCUUCGGAUUUCUGCUGCCAACCAUCACCAUCAUUAUAUGCUAUUCAUGCAUUUUUUACAAAGUACGCAGCAGCACUCUGAAGCUACUGUCACACAGUGGUGGCGAAAAUUCGAAAAGGAACUCCAGACUAUGGCCAAAACGAAGAGAAGAAAUUCGAGUGACUUUCACCAUGCUCACUUGUUUUUGCACAUUUCAAAUUUGCUUCUUGCCUCUCAUGAUCAUGAAUGUGUUUGAGGAGAGUAUCAGAUAUCCUGUUCUGCAUACUCUGGCCUCUAUUUUAGCGUGGAUGUCGGCCUGCACCAAUUCCUUCAUCUACGUGCUGCUCAACAGGCAUUACCGCGAUGCUUACGCACAGCUUCUCUGCUCCUGGAAGAUGGUGAACGCGAGCAGGAACACCUCCUGUGACGGUGCGUCUGCAGCUUCGAAAAUCACUCAGCUGCGUACUGUAUGCGACGAUCAAGUCAAAUCAUCUCAAUUAUCUGUUUCUAACGAUCAUGCUGUGUAAGACUCUC
This is a messenger RNA of Argiope bruennichi, 1692 nucleotides long. RefSeq names its product protein trapped in endoderm-1-like. Gene Ontology annotation, biological process: G protein-coupled receptor signaling pathway. The record is from RefSeq and is a predicted model, not a curated record. The coding region runs from base 576 to 1685 and encodes 369 amino acids. Gene Ontology annotation, molecular function: G protein-coupled receptor activity. The transcript is spliced from 4 exons. NCBI's taxonomy places the organism in Eukaryota, Metazoa, Arthropoda, Arachnida, Araneae, Araneidae. Gene Ontology annotation, cellular component: membrane.